Molecule: messenger RNA, 4568 nt
Organism: Frieseomelitta varia
Lineage: Eukaryota; Metazoa; Arthropoda; Insecta; Hymenoptera; Apidae
Exons: 11
Coding region: 545-4531 (1328 amino acids)
Biological process (GO): resolution of meiotic recombination intermediates; DNA replication; interstrand cross-link repair
Cellular component (GO): nucleus; Slx1-Slx4 complex
Molecular function (GO): enzyme binding
Source: RefSeq, a predicted model, not a curated record
CAACACUGUAUGAUAGACAAACGUAUGAUAUCUAACAACUAUAAAGAAGUAUUUUAAUAUUUUAAAGGUAUAUACAAUGUAUGAACCAAUAAUAUUAAAAAAGAGACAAAUUCGAGCUCUUACUGGAACUCCGGCUGCUAAAGUGUUUGUAAUUACAAGCUUGUUACAAAUUUUGAUUCCUGUUUUAUACUUCAAUCACCUUGGUGAUUGUGUUGUAAAGAAGAAGAAACUUAUUUUUGAACUUGAAGAAGGUUAUAGAAAUAAAGAAAAGACCUUAUAUGACGAAUAUUCUGAAACACGGGAUUACUGGGAUAAUCCAAUAUUUAAUAACAUUGUUUUAGAUGUGUUUGAGAAAAAAUCUUUGAAUGCAGUUGAAGGCAAUAAUUAAUUAGUUCAUAUAUCGAAAUAUUUUACAAGAAAGCUUAUUAGCAAUUUUCAUUUUGUAGUAUUUAAAUCAUGUAAUAUUUAAUAAAAUAUUUAAUCAUAUAAAAGCAUGCCUAAAAAUAUAAAGUUUAUUUUAUGUCAUUUUUAAGAAACAUAUGAAAUGGAUGAACAUCUUGAAGGGAAUAAACUUUUACAUACAUCGGGUUUAAAUGAAGAUGAUAGUUUAUUAGAUUUUAAAAGCCCAAAACAAUCAUCAAAACAAAAAUCAAUUGAAUUUAAUCAUUGCAACAUAUAUCAAAAGAAACGUACAGUUACAAAAUUAAAAAAUGUUAAAAGUCACAAAGGAGAAAAGCAUAAACAACAAUCGGAGAAAAAAAGAAAUGUGCAAGACUCACAGCCUUCAAUAGAAUCGUCAUUUUUUAAAUCUAAAGCUAACUGUCAUGAUACAAAUUCUACUACUGAUGCAAAAUUGGCUCUUGUAUGCCCUUUAUGUUUUAAAAUAUUUAAAGAUCUUAAUUCUCAUGCAUCACAUAUGAAAAUUUGUGCAUAUAAAAAUAAUAUUUCUACAAAAAAAUUAUUAAAUGCUAUAGAACUUCAAAAGCGACAAGAGAAUGAAAGAAAAUCAUUAGGUUUACCUGCUGCACCUAUAGUACAAGCUAAAAAAAAACCUACCUCUUCUAGGAAAAACUUAUAUGAAGAAACUGAUCUUCAACUUGCAUUGGCAUUAUCAAAAUCAGAAGCAGAGUAUCAAGAAGAAGUAGAAGAAUUAGAUAAAAUUAAUGAAAUUGAAAGUUUACCUAAAAUAUUAAAUCAAUUUGUAUCAGAAACAAGUAAAUCAGUUCAUGUAGGCCAGUUGGAAAAAUUUGGAUUUGCAAAUAAUAAACCUCCAUCAUUAAUAAAGAAUAAAAAGAAAAUUUUAAUGAGAAAUGAAAUUACUCAAAAUCAAAAUCGAAAAAUUAAAUGUAAUCGUGUAAUUCAAAAGAAGAAUGAUCUAAAAAGCCAUUUUCUUCAGAAAUUUUGUAACAAGGAAGAAAAAUUGUGGAGUAAAGCUAAAUUGUUAUCGAAUCAAAAAUAUUUUUAUGUAUCAAAUUUAUCAAAUUAUAUAACUUCAGAAGAAAAACAAAUGAACCAAGAAAUAAUCUUAGAUUUCGCAAAUACAUGUGAAAUUUAUGAUAUGAAAUUAAGUCAAUAUAAAACAGGAAUCCACAAUAAUAAAGAACGCGAUGAAGUAUCGCAUACAGAAGCACGAUUUGUAAAUGAAAAAUGCGAAAAUUAUCAAAAUAUACAAUUUAUUGAUGCUAUAAUAACAAACUGGGGCAAUGCGUUAAAUGAUAGCUCUGCAAGUGACAUAAUAAUAUUUGUAAACAAUGAUAAACAUAUUUGGGCACAUAAAUUAAUUUUUCAUGUACAAUGUCCAAAUAUAUUACUUGAUAUAACACCUAAUGAUACUUUAUUAUUUACUAAAAUUAAAGAAAAAAUUUCUUGGACAGAUAUAUCUUAUAAUAUUGCUUUAGCAUUUUUGGAAUUUAUUUAUUGUGGAAUUAUAAAAAAAUAUUUAAAUGUUUUGGAUAAUUUAAUAAGUUUUUCACUUUUAAGAAAUUUAGCAAGAAGAUAUAAAAUAAAGAAAUUAUUUAUUUUCCUGGAAAAGAAAGAGAUUGAAAUUAAACAAAUAGGAAGUCACAUGCAUAGUAAACAAGACAGAGAACUAAUUUCUGAGGAAAAAAAUAACUUAGAAGUAAUUAAUAAUAAUGUAGAAAAUUUAAUUUAUGGUGUCAAAGAUUCCAAGUUGAUUGAUGAUAAAAAAUUAAAUAAAAAACAUUUAAAUAAAAGCAAUAUGGAUAAAUCACAAUUUACUGAAACAGAAUUGAAAAAAAAUAUGUGUACAGAUGAAUUAUUGCAAGAAGAAAUUAAUUAUUUUAAUGAUACAAAUGCUAUUCGAAAUAAUAUAUCUCCUGAUUUAUUUGAUGAUGUUAAUGAUACAAAACAGAUUGAAGAAAUAAAAAAUAAAACAAAAUAUGUCAAUGAAAUAACGGAUAGUAAAAAAGCAAAAAGUAAUGAAAAUUCCAGUAUAAUUGAUUCAGCCAAUCAAGUAAUGAGUGACACUACCAAUUUUUCUUCAUUUGGAAGUACGACAAAAUUAAAAAAUAUUGAAAAAGAUAAAAAUCUAUUUACAGAUAAUACCCAUUUCACUACACUAAAAAAAGAAGAUUGUUCAAACAUAUUAAAAAGUAAUCUUAGUAUAUUUAUUGAACAAGUUCAAAAAGAAAAUGCAAGAUCAAAUUCUGAUCUAGAUUCUGAUGUUUCAAUAUUAUCAACAUGUUCUAAAUUAAGUAGAAAUCCAUUUAAUAUAAAACAAAAUGAUUCUUUUGAAAAUAAUAUUAUUAAAGAAACAUUUAAAACAAAAAGCGAUAUUUUAGAUACAUUUGAUUGUAAUACAAAUUUUAAAUUAAAGACGAAAAUGUCAUACGAAAAAAAUGAUUCAGAUAUAUCUCUCAAUUUUGAAUCAAUAAAUAUGCAAUCAUCAGAAUCUAAUAUAAGAAAAUAUGCUACAAGCUCAAUGAACAAAAGUAUAAGUAAUGCAAACGAGAAUCUACAAGAUGAAGCAAUACAUUCUAUAUCUGAAGAAAGUUUAAUAAAUGAAAAUAAAAAUGACAUAUCUUCAGAUUUUAAUACAUUUUCGGAUGAAGAUGAAAUAUCUAUAUAUUCAAAAUACAAAAAAGGACAUAAAAAUAAUAGUAUAGUAAAAUAUCGAAAUUUUGUACACAAACAUAUAAUAAAAAAUAAUGUGAUAGAUAAUAUAAUAUAUGAUGAAUACCAAAAUAAAAAUAAAAUGGAUAAUGAUAGUUUAUUAUUAAAUAUAGAUAAAGAUUCAGAAUGUGAAAUAAGUCCAACAGGAAAACAUAACAAUGAAAAUAAAAUAAAAGUAAUUCCCAAUUUUGAAGAGACUGAAAAAAUAUCUCAGCAAAAUUUGUGUAAUUUUACUAAUGAGUAUGUUACGUCUGAAAAAUACAAUUAUUUCUUUACUAAUGUUACAUCAUUAAAUACCCCAAAAAAUAUUUUUAAAGAUCAAAAGAUGAAUAAUUCUAAUAAGCUAAAAUAUAGUAAAUCAGAAAGUAAUAUCGAUUUACAAAAAAUUAAAAGUAAAUCAAGUACAGAUGAACAUAAUUCAGUAGAAACCUCAUUAGUAUCUUCCAGUCCUGAAUUAAGUAACAAUAUCUUAUACGUGCAUAAGUAUGAAGAAAAUAAAAAAAGUACAAGUAGUUUACAUUAUCAAAAUUUUGAAAAUAAUAGUUCUCAUAUUUCUGAGAAUGAUAUUUAUUUAGCAAAUGCUUAUAUUGAUGAGAGUGACGAUAACAUUAAUACUUUAUUAUUUACUAAAGAAGUAAAUCAAUUAGAGUUCAAGGAUAAUGAAAAAUCAUUAAGUAAAAAAAAAUACAGUAGAAAAUUUAAAAAGAAAUCAAUGUCAGAAACAAAUUUACAUAUUGGUACAAGACACAUUAAGGAGGAUAUAGUUGCAUCUUCCAAUAAUUCUCAGUGUAGAUGUAAUUAUAAGAAAAAUUUGAAAACAAUUGAGAUUAUUGAAGAUAAUGUUACUCCUCCUCCUAAUUAUAAUAGCAUGAAAACAUCUGAACUUCAGGCGGAAUUAAAUAAAUAUGGAUUGAAAAUACAGAAACGGAAAAGAGCAGUAAAAUUAUUAACAUAUAUUUAUAAUGAGUUACAUCCUACAAUUAAUAUAUCAUCAAAAAAUAUAGAAUCUGAAUUAACAGUAAUAAGUAGUGAAGAUGAUGAACCACCAAUGAAAAAAAGAAAUAGUAAAAAGAAUGAUACUGACUAUGCACGUAAUUACGAAUUUCAGUUAACACUUUCCCCUAUAAAUUAUAUUACAUAUACAAUUGUCGAAGGAAAACCAUUUUAUGAAUACGAAUUUAUUUCAGUAAUUGAUAAUGGAUCAAAUAUUAAAGAUAUGUUUUUAAAACUUUUAUUUAUUAAAACCGAAUUAUAUAAUCAAAUUUUGGCAUAUGAACCAAUAUGCAUUAAUUCUUUGCAUUUUAUGUUAAAGGCAGAAGGUUUAAAAUGCAAAAUGAAUGUACUUAUGGAUUUUUUAGAUGAACAGUGUAUUACAUUUUAUGUUCAAGAAGCAAAAUAAAAAAGAAUUAACUAAUUUCUAUAUAAAAAGUAUAUAC